Molecule: messenger RNA, 2135 nt
Organism: Oryzias latipes (Japanese medaka)
Lineage: Eukaryota; Metazoa; Chordata; Actinopteri; Beloniformes; Adrianichthyidae
Source: RefSeq, a predicted model, not a curated record
GUAAAAACAGUAAAAAUGUAUAUGACAAAUAGCUUGUUCUCUUCUUUAUCUUCUCUUCCAGAUGUAGGGAACCAGUUUGUAGCUCAGGAGGCUGUAAGGAAACCUUCUGGACUGCGGCGCCCUCCUGCACGCACAGGAACGCCAACAUCUAGUAAGAAUGAUUGCUUCAACUGCAGUGAAAUCACAGCUUUGAGUGAAAAGCUCAACUCACUGGAGGCAAAGGUGCAGUUACUUACAGCGCCGGCUGCCGUAGCACAUCAGUACCAACAGGGUGAAAAAGGAUCUGUUCCGGAGGCCUCAAUACUCAUGGGCGCUGUGACCUCUCGGGGAGCUCCCGUUGAGCAGGGACCCACAGGUCCUCAGGGUGAAAAGGGGAGAGAUGGAAUUCCUGGGAGGGAUGGGAAGCCAGGAGUCCAGGGGCUGCCAGGUCCCAGUGGGCCAAGGGGUGAGGCUGGGAUUAGGGGUCCAUCUGGAUCCCCUGGAUUAAAGGGACCUCCAGGACCAGCAGGCCCACGUGGUCCACAGGGAUUUCCAGGAGAGAGAGGUCUACCUGGACCACCUGGGCCACCGGGACCUCCAGGUCCUCCGUUGUCAGCCAGUGUCCGCAUCUCAGAGGAGCACAGUCCCGGUAAAGACCCAUUCUUCACCAACAUUUUCCAUGAUUCCAAAGGUUUGCCUGUUCCAGGACCUCAGGGUCCUCCUGGACCCGUCGGUCCUCCAGGUCCCAGAGGCCCAGUUGGACCUCCUGGCCCAACAGGACAGAAUGGGAAACCUGGAGCUCCUGGAAUACAGGGUCCCAUCGGGGCAAAGGGAGAUCGUGGUGAGAGAGGCCCUUUGGGUUACCCAGGAGAGAGGGGCCUCAGGGGUGAGCAGGGAGCACCGGGACCUAAAGGAGAGCCUGGAGAGAAGGGGUUGCCGGACAUUAGCUUCAAGAUGUUCCAAGACUUGCAAGCAGACCUAGAGGUUCUGUUGCGCAGGGUGACACUGCUGGAAGCUAUGAUCUGGCCAGAGCCUGAUCUAGGGUCUGGGGAUGGACCGUUCGGUACAACCUCUACUGGUUUCUACAGAGAUAAGCGUGGAGGCUCUUUAUCGCGACGACGUUCUUCCGCCUUGUCUUCGGGCACCAAGGUUUAAGGGAAGUAGCUUGUCCCAGCCUACCCUGAGGAACACAGGCUGAUUAGAUCCCACCCCUUUAAAAUCUCAUUAGCAUCAGAUUCAGAUUUUAUCUGGUGUCCAGUCUGUGCUUUAUGAUCUUAAUUCAUAUGGGAGAAAACCUCAGGGAAACUCCACUGAUCCUCCAAAAUAUCCUGCUACAUCGGCACACUGAGAACUACAUUGCUAAACAAAACUCUUAGAAAAUGCUUCCAACUGCUGCUUGUGUAAUUCAUGUCUUCAGCUGCAAAACUAAUGAUGUUUUAUAAAAUUGUGUUUUGUAAAAGAAAAAAGCUGGGUCUCUCGCAGUGCUCCUUGUGCAGUAAACAGUUCAGGAAAAUAAGGGUCAUGUGUGGAGAUCAAGCGAAGGAGAACUCAGAUGUGUGGAAAGAGACUGGAUUUGUGACUAUACAACUUUCACAAUGUUAUUGCAACCUGAAGAGAAUCUGUUAUUUAAGUCUAUUGAGCAUGUACAGUUUACAGGAUACAACUUAACAGUUAGGCCUUCUCCUCUUGUAAUCAUUUCGUUUUAUCAUAUUGUUUAACUCAUAUAGUGCACUAAAAAGAUGAAGUCAUCUCUAAUCGUUCUGAUCGGUGUGUUUCUAACAGUGGUUUGUGUUUUUUGGUGUCUUUUUUUUCCACCCACUUAGAUUUAUACAUUUACUGUGUGCAUUUUGUGCACAAUUAUUUAGCAUUUAUUUUAAAUAAUUUGGCAAUCUGGACACAGAAAAAAAAUGAAAUGUAGGUGUCCACCUCCAUAUCUGCACAAACAGAGAGGAAAUGACUAUCAGAACUUGAACGUCUUCUUUUAAUAUCUUUUUUUUUCAGUGUUGCGUUAGUAAAUGAUUUAAACUGUUUUGAGAUUUUUUUUUUCAUUAUCUAUGAGUCAUUGUGAAAGUAUUUAUAUGACAUAUUGUAGUUUAGGUUUUAAGCUGUAGUAUGAGCAUUUUAUAUUUUGAAUUUGGAAAAAAAAAAAGGUGUUA